CUCUUUUUCCCAUUCUUUGAAUUCUAACUUAACAAGUUUUAUUCUGAUAAUUCGAUAGUGGAAUAAGAAAAUGGAUAAGCACUUCAGUAGAACAAUCUCCCUACUUCUCAUAUGCUGGAUCAGUAGCAUUUCAGCAGUCAAGUGGCCGAGAGGGACGUACACAUUGGUCAAACCUAAAUCCGGAUGUCCACCGGGCUGGUUGGAGGGAUGGCGACACCAGGAUAAUGAGGACGACGAUAACAAAAACUCCUUAGCAGAUGGACAUCACUUCUUCGGUGACUUUGGCAGAAAUAUGAAGUUCUACUAUUGCACCAAAGACCCUAAUGACAUAAAUGACGAAGGGUUCUGGCCUGCUGGGAACUAUUGCAUUCUUAAGCAUGGAGCCACUUGUCCACCGACAGGUUUUAAAAGUGGAAGCAUACACUGGGAUGACGAGGAUUCUAGAAAUAAAAACUCUCUUGGUGGAACACUACCCAGUGGCAGCUACAACAAAAAUACCAGGAUUGAAUAUUGCUGCAGAAAAGACGGUUCCUACACCAAUGAGAUACUUCUGCCGACAGCACAACCAUUCUAUCUGUUGAGAUUUACGUCGCAGUGUCAGUUAGUCAGGGGUAUGUACGUCAGAGAAGAGAAGGUGCAUUUUGAUGACGAGGAUAAAAACAACAAAAACUCGGUAUCCGGAAGUUAUCCCUUUGGAGCCGGCGGAAGAAACCAUAACCUCUACUACUGCUACUAUUUCCCAUUAUAAAUGUAGUCAGAUUUUGCAAAUGUAAAACUUAUAUUGAAUAAAAUAGUUUUUAAGA
Molecule: messenger RNA, 803 nt
Organism: Saccostrea echinata
Lineage: Eukaryota; Metazoa; Mollusca; Bivalvia; Ostreida; Ostreidae
Exons: 5
Coding region: 71-748 (225 amino acids)
Cellular component (GO): membrane
Molecular function (GO): wide pore channel activity
Source: RefSeq, a predicted model, not a curated record